Messenger RNA from Magnolia sinica, 1838 nucleotides. Its product is annotated as probable amino acid permease 7. The record is from RefSeq and is a predicted model, not a curated record. Bases 43 to 1464 code for a protein of 473 amino acids. NCBI's taxonomy places the organism in Eukaryota, Viridiplantae, Streptophyta, Magnoliopsida, Magnoliales, Magnoliaceae. The transcript is spliced from 7 exons. Gene Ontology annotation, cellular component: plasma membrane.
UAUACUAUAUUCCACUAGUAUGGAGAUUUUGAACUCUUUAUAAUGCGUUCCACACAAACACAUUGCUACUGUGUAUUGGAAACAAUGGCUGUCCAACACUCCCUUGAAGUCUCCAAUGGUUCCUGCAACGACGACGAGGACCAUCUGAUCAGAACUGGAACGAUAUGGACCUGCAUCGCUCAUAUAAUAACGGCGGUCAUUGGAUCUGGUGUGCUGUCGCUCGCAUGGAGCACGGCGCAGUUGGGCUGGAUCGCGGGUCCGGUCUCGAUGCUUUGCUUUGCCAUGGUCACCUAUGUCUCUUCCUUCCUCCUCUCAGACUGUCACCGGUCGCCAGAUCCUGUAACCGGAGCACGGAAUUACACUUACAUGGAUGCUGUUAGGGUGAACCUUGGUAGAAAGCAGACAUGGGUCUGUGGGUUGCUACAGUAUCUGAGCAUGUUUGGGACUGGUAUUGCUUAUACAAUCACUACUUCAACUAGCAUGAGGGCUAUCCAGAAAUCAAAUUGCUACCAUAAGAGGGGGCAUCAAGCAUCAUGUUCAUAUGGAGAUGGUUUUUAUAUGCUGCUGUUUGGAGGGGUUCAGAUUGUAUUUUCUCAGAUUCCUGAUUUUCAUAACAUGGAAUGGCUGUCUAUUGUGGCAGCCAUCAUGUCCUUUUCCUACUCUUCCAUUGGCUUUGCGCUUGGGCUUGCCAAAGUCAUAGGAAACGGAAUGAUCAAAGGUACUAUUGCCGGAGUUCCAGAGUCGACAUCAACUGAAAAAUUGUGGAAAGUCUCUCAAGCACUUGGAGACAUCGCAUUCGCCUAUCCAUACUCCAUAAUUCUUAUUGAAAUACAGAAUACUCUGAAGUCACCACCCCCCGAAAACAAGACCAUGAAGAAGGCGUCAAUGAUCGCAAUUUUCAUCACUACCUUCUUCUACCUAUGCUGUGGAUGCUUCGGAUAUGCAGCCUUUGGGAACAACACACCCGGGAACCUCUUGACAGGGUUUGGAUUCUACGAACCAUAUUGGCUCAUCGACUUUGCUAAUGCUUGCAUUGUUCUUCAUUUGGUGGGAGGAUAUCAGAUGUUCAGCCAGCCAGUGUUUGCAUUUGUGGAGAAAUGGCUUGCACAAAAGUACCCAAACAGUGGCUUUGUGAACGAUCUCUACAAAGUCCAAAUCCCAUACCUACAACCAUACCAAACCAACCUCCUUAGGAUAUGCUUUAGAACAGCUUAUGUUGUCUCAACCACAAGCGUUGCAAUGCUCUUCCCUUACUUCAAUCAACUGUUGGGAUUCUUGGGAGCCUUCAAUUUCUGGCCACUGGCCAUCUAUUUCCCUGUGAAGAUGUACUUUGUGCAAAGAAAGAUUGGGCCAUGGACUAGGAAAUGGGUGGUCCUACAGACUUAUAGCCUUGUGUGCUUGCUUGUGGGUGCGGUGGCCUUGGUGGGGUCCCUUGAAGGGCUUAUUAGUAAGAAGCUAAGCUAAAGAUUAGGUGGUCUUCUUAUUUCAUUUUUUUUUUCAUUAACCAAUGAGAGAAAAUGGAGUUUUUAGUUUUCAGUUUUUUUCUUUAAACAUUAAGAGAUGGAUUUUAAAAAAUCGUGGGGUUUUAAUUUGCAAAUAGAAUGCGAUUAGUCACUCAUUAUUUUGGCUAGUGGCAGAUGUAAAGGGAUUGUUGCUUGAGGCCUGUAUUGGGAAGGUUUGGACAUAAACGAUUUGUAGUUUUAUUUCUUGUAAUUGGAAUAUUGUAAAAUGGGAUUUUGUGGUAAGAUAAUUGUAUUUAAAUCCUCGCUUACUAGAUGAGUUUUGUGUUAAUUGUAAAAAAAACCAUUUGGUAUAAAUUUGAAAGAAAUAGUUAAGAA